AAAAUAACGCUACAAAAUAUGCUCAACCAAGGUUAUCACAUUUUAGCUGAGCUAACCCUCCUAAAACUGAAAAACAUCUCUGGAGUUAUUGUUAGCCCAUGUGAAAAUGAUCCACUUAAAUGGCUCGGGAUUAUUUCUGUUCGAAGUGGUUACUAUUUUGGAGGCGUUUUCGAUUUUGUCUUAUCUCUGCCAGAUGAUUUUCCAUCAACAAAACUGCCGAAGCUCUAUUUAUGUAAAGAAUUUUAUCAUCCUCAUGUAGACUGGAUUACCGGAGAGGUGAGCGUGCACACGGAAUUCCCGAUAUGGAAUCCAGACAAGCACCAUAUUUGGCAUAUUCUUCAUCAUUUUAAACGGUUGUUGACUAGUCCAACAAGUAUUAUUGUUUCAUCACUUGCAGAACAAACUGCUUGUAUAAAAAACAUGAGAGAUGUGAAGUAUGCUAAUCCAGAAGCAGCUAACGCACUGAUUCACCAUCCGGAAGAAUUUGAUACUCGAGCUAAAGGAUGUGUCACCAAACUCUCUGUAUGGACACAGCCAUCACAGGAUAUCCCUUCAUUAAAUCUUUCUGGAUGGAUGAAUGACAGUAUACUGAGUGAUGCACGAGAUUUACUGCAGAGAUUCAAAGAUUCCAAUGACGAUGAGGAAAAAUUUGUAAGUCAAGGGUUUUCUUGGAUCGAUCCAAAAAGUAUGUCGAUAUUUUCUAGUGAAACACCUGUUAAACCGAAUUCUUCGACAUAUACAUAGAAGUUUACUAUUUCUUAUGAUACUUAGAUUCAUUUUUCAUUUUUUGUAGACAGUUUUGUAUAUAAUGAACGAUGUAGAUUAAACUGUCAAACUUUUUUUCACUCUACCAACGCUAUAAUUACGAUAUACAGCAUUUGGAUGCCAAUCUUACCAUUGCUAUCGAUAUUAUUUUCUACUUCUGUUUAUUGUAAUGCCUUAUUCCUUUUAAUUACUAUAUUGCUGUUUUUUCUAACAUUAUAGCUACAUAUAUUAAAUUAUCAUUUGGGCGUUUGACUUUUAAUCGUAGGGCUAUAAGUUCAAGGUUCUUCUUCCUAUCAUACUCUUUUACAGACUAUUGGUUAAAAUGUUUCCAAUUUCAUUGUCGUUUUUCUGACUAUAGAAAACAUUUGUCAAGUUGGUUCUUGUCUCAUACACCAUUGUCGAAACAAAUGACUAGCGUAAAUAUUUAAGAUACUGAAAAAGUGAUAACAACUAAACUACUAACUUUUAGACUAUCUUUCCCGGUCAUCCAUUUACAUUACUUGGUAGCAGAUAUAAAUUAGCUGUAAAUUUUUCAUUUUUUUACUAUCGUGCGUAGAAUAGAUUGGAUUGUUUCUCUUCACUGAAUAUCAUGGCUUAUAUAUGUUGACUUGUAGUGAACAUACUUACACCUGUUACCCUCGCGGAGGAGCAUAGUCCGCUGACCAGAAUAAUUGUUUCUUUCUGGUUAGCGCUCUUUAUGAAGGCUGUUUUCUACGGGGUUGAGCUGCUGAACCUUCGUCUAUCCCGGCUUGGGACCGGCAGUAACUACAGUCGUAGUUAUAGUAUUUAUAUACCCUUGUAUAAUUGUGAAUAGUAUUUUAGUCCUUCUAUUGGAGAUUAGUAUAAAAUUACUCAAUAUUACUGUUUCCCAACUAGAGAUUCAUAAUCGGUUGGAAAAACGUUUAUACUUUGGUCGCUAUAGUUGAAUUCUGUCUUUUUUUCAACAAAAACGACUUUGAUUUCUACACCCAUACUCGUAAACAAUGUCAAGCAAACAUUGUGAUUGGUAACUAUCCGUUUCUCAACAUCCAGUGUUUGUUAUUCGUUAAGUUGGUAAGCGCCAAGAGUAACAGUUAACUUCGAACUUUUGUAGUAUUUGUGUUGGAAUGCUCUAAAAGCAGACAGAUAUGUAUAAUUUCAGAUGCCUGAAAUAAUAUCUCCGAUAGAAAUUACGAUGUAGUGAUUUGUGUUCAAAUGAUCGGUAUUCGAGAACAAUUUUCCCAAACUUUGAAAGAACAAGUAUCUUACGUUUCGCUGCGGUUUUCGCAGAAUUCAAACUACAUCACUUUUGAUUUAACAUCGAUUUUAGAGUGAAAUUCUACAUUGGUGAGACCAACUAGGAAUCACCCAACCAGUUAUUAAUGGUCACAUUUUCUAUAAUUUCUCCUGAUAAAUUUUAUUCAUUUUAAUCCAUGAUUUGAUUGGCUCAUUGACUGUUGCUAACAUGAACUAUCUUAUUACGGUGUCGAUUAGUAUUCAGAUUAGGAUUACUAGCUCAAUCGAUACAUACGACUAACCAAAUAUGAUUAUAAUUAGCUCUUAUGUUUUAAUAACAAGCUUUGUUAACAUCCAAAUGCUCCAUUGUUAUAGGUUUGUUGAAAUACUAACCAUUAGCAAGUGUAUCUGGCAGUCAUUUUACCACAUUGUUUGCAGAUUCUAGAAUUGGUUAAUUCACUGAUGUUGUUGGCUUUUCAGUAACUGUUCCAAUUUUUUGUUAGCAUUCCGUUUUAGCGACUGUCUUACUGAUAAUUCUUGUGUUAAUCGGUUGCUUUCGUUUUAUCGCACUGGGAAAGCAAUAUACUCCCUGCUUGUUGGGAAUGCUUAUCAUUGUUAGCAAGCAAUUAGUUGUACGAUUCUUAAAUUCUUAUUUAAUUUUAUCUUAUAGUUUGAAUGUUAACUUUUGGGUAAACUGAGUUUCUCUAUCCCUUUCCUUUAGAUAGAACAUUGUUCCUUGCUUGAUGGGAUACUUUUUGUGUUUAACAAAUAAUCAGUUUGUAUUCUUUACGAUUUGUUCGCUGAAUGUCUCAUAGUUUGUUUGUACUUGGUGUUGUUGUAAUUGGUGACUGUGCUUUUUGGAGAAAGGAUCGUUCAAUCAUAUUUUAUUUAUUUUGAUAGUAUUAAUCUCAGACUUCUAGAAUUUACAUUGGUCUCACUGCCGAAGGCUAAUAUCUUUUUUACGUAUCGUGGCAUAUUUUCUGAUUCCGUAAGAUCGGACAACAAUACCAGAGACAUAUGUCGAAAUAUCCUGUUUAGCAUCGUACACAUUCGUUUACCCAGUUCGCGGUAAUGAGUACCGGAACAAAAUAUGCCAAGUGUGAGAAUGGUUUUUGGGUACUUGUAUUUCACACCUGACUUCCAAUUUUAUGUGACUAUUAAUGUGGACAUUUUUAGUCUGUUAAACUGCACUAUACCCAUGCUCGUGGGUUAGAAUCUCGUUUUGAAAUUUAGAAGCUAUGUAAAUAUGGUAAUGUUCGUGGUCGAAAUGGUGCACACAAAGAACAACUAAGUGUUUGUAAUUCCUAGUAAACAGGAUGUUAUUUACCAAUCAGAAAACACUUUGUUUUAUCAGGUGAUACAAAAUCGAUUCUAUGUAAAAG
Messenger RNA from Schistosoma mattheei, 3362 nucleotides. The record is from the annotation of a GenBank genome assembly. NCBI's taxonomy places the organism in Eukaryota, Metazoa, Platyhelminthes, Trematoda, Strigeidida, Schistosomatidae.